Messenger RNA from Oncorhynchus mykiss (rainbow trout), 1137 nucleotides. The record is from RefSeq and is a predicted model, not a curated record. Lineage: Eukaryota; Metazoa; Chordata; Actinopteri; Salmoniformes; Salmonidae.
CAGCAUUUUCAAGCAGUGCUGAACCAGGUCAGGAGUGGCAGGCGAAUCUUGGAUAGCUACAGUACCAUUCACCUUUACUACAAAACAAAACCUCAGGAGAAGAUGUGGGCUCAAUCAGAAAGCAGUUCGGAAGUUGAGGACAUGGACAUCUCAGACAUGCCUGUUAUGACAGAUUACAAAACAAAUUCAUGGCAUUGGUUCUACCUGGACACGAGGGGAACGUGGCACAUGUUUGAGAAUGAUCAAAUGGAAAGAAACUCUCUGACCAGUCAGGACAUUGAAAGGUAUUACACAAGAAAUCCAAAAGGAGUGUUACAGAUAUCCACAUCCAGAGGCAUCAACAAGCUGGAUUUCGCUGAGAUGGUUCUGACUGACAUCAAAACAAGGAAGCAGACGCCAAUCAAACGAUCCAACAACACUCACAACACUGGGAAUAGUGGAAGAUGCUCUUGUGUUAGUCCAGUGCCCACACACUGGGAAGCGGUGGACCCCAAAUACCCCUAUCAGGUGUUCUGUCUGAAGAGAGACACAGCUGAAUAUGAUUAUGUGGCAGGCUGCUUAAAGGAUGGAGAACUAGACAGACGCAUCAAAUCCAUCUGUAGAAUACAGAACCUGGACCUCUGGGAGUUUUACUGUAGGAAAAAGAUUCAGUUGGGAAGGAUUCAAGGUGUUACAGAGGUCAAGGAGGAGAAGCUGUUUCAUGGAACAAAAGUCAGCAACGUACACUCUAUUUGUACAUACAAUUUUGACAACAGGUUAGCUGGUAUCAACGGCCAUAUUCUUGGAAAAGGUACCUACUUUGCAAAAUUUGCCUCAUAUGCAGAUAAGUACAGUCCAUGGAACACUGAUCCAGUACCUCUGUUUGGUGAGGCACCACAAGGCUUCAGUAGCCAAAAGACCAAAACAAUGUUUCUGUGCAAGGUGAUAGUUGGGAAAACUACACUGGGAAAGACAGAUUACCUCAAGCCUGAUGACAAAAGUGCUAUCAACUUCCAUGACAGUUGUGUGGACAAUGUCAUAUAUCCCAGAAUUUUUGUCAUAUUUGAUCCCAAUCAGAUAUAUCCAGAGUACUUAAUUCAGUACUAUUGAAAUAAAGAUGGAGACCGAGUGACCUACACUGAGUUGCCAUGUGCAAUA